Messenger RNA from Caenorhabditis auriculariae, 1483 nucleotides. NCBI's taxonomy places the organism in Eukaryota, Metazoa, Nematoda, Chromadorea, Rhabditida, Rhabditidae. The record is from the annotation of a GenBank genome assembly.
AUGGUUUUCCACAAACCACCGUCAGUAAUCAUUAGCAAAGACCAAGACGAGUUGAAGGAGAAUGUGCAGAAAUUUCUGACGGCACGAAUACAGCAUUUGCUCGAAUACCACGGCAACAUAAAUAUUGGCGUGUCGGGCGGCUCGAUGCCCAAAUUACUGUGUGAAGUCUGGAAGGAGAUGGGUACGAUCAUUCCUUGGAAAAAGAUGCGGAUCUUCAUGGUCGACGAGCGUAUCGUUCCGAUUACACACCCGGACAGCAACUACGGACAGUACAUUGCAGAGCUUCCAGAGGAGGUUUUCCAGACAUUUUUGAUUUGUCUUAAGCUCGAAUUCAGCUUCAUAAGUACGUGAUUCCCGCACCGAUACAGGAACAGGACUCUUUGCACCAAGCAGCUCACAACUACGAAACGACUUUGAGAAAAGAGAUCGCUCCUGAACAAAUGGGUUCGACUGCCCGGUUCGACAUUCUUUUACUAGGGGUGCGUCGCAAUUUCUAUUUUCACAUUGAAAAAAACGUUGAAAUACUUGAAUUAUUGUAAGUGAUCUUUCAAUCGAUUUCCACUUUUCAUUAAUAAUGACAUGAAUGGUGCUUGACAAAAUGGAGUUAAAUGUAUGUUUUGCAGGUAAUAUAAGUUUGAAUUUUGGUACCGCUUUUGAUUCUAUGGUAUUUUUGUUGUUCAAACAUUUCUUUAUUCUUUAACUUGGUCGGUUUUUGAGUGUAUAAUUAAAGAUUUUUUUAUACCUUCGCCCCUCUUCCAAAACUUCAAAUUUGCGCGAAUAGCGAAAACUUUAUUCUCCAAAUAUUAGUGUCUUAGAUUUUUAAAUUUCUGGAAAUUUUGUAAGUAAAAUGACGUAACCCACUUAUAAGGAAAAUAGGGUAUGGGUUUUGAACGAUUUGUCAGUGGUUAGUCUUUCAUUUAACAAAGAUUUAUAAGACUUUAUCUAUUUUGAAAGUAAGGGGUGAAAAAGAUAAUAUUUCUCAAAAAAGUGUUCAUCACACAAUUUUAUGAAAGUUCGGUGAAAACCUACAUUAAUACCACGUCAGGUUGGACCAGACGGACACACGUGCAGCAUUUUCCCGAGCACAGGGACCGAGCGGCGGAGACUGCCCAAGCUGACAGACUUCAACUGGGUUUCGGCAGUGAGCGACUCGCCGAAACCGCCGCCCAAGCGGAUCACACUCACGAUGCCGGUCCUGAACGCGGCCAAGAACGUGGCGUUCAUCAUCACCGGCAAGGAGAAGGCGCACGUCGUCAAGAGCAUGUACACCGCAGCGACUUCCAACACUCUUCCGCUCGCCUCCCAAUCCAUUCCCGCCGCCCAAGUCCGACCGAUGAACAACAAUUUGUGGUACUUCAUCGACGACGCCGCCGCUUCCGAACUCAAAUCCAUACCUCCCGUUCCCGAAGACGCUAUUCCUCCCGCCGACGACGAGGAAGAAGAGGAAGAGGAGGAGGGCGACGACGAGGAAGACGAAGAAUAA